AUGGCUCAUUUGAUGGUUGCUUUGGCAGCUUAUACCUUUUGUGGAGUGUCUUUAUUAACACUGACUGCAAUAAGUGUGGACAGACUUCUCGCCUUACUACUGGGGCUCAGAUACAGACAAGUUGUAACUGUGAAAAAGACAUACAUAGCUAUACUUGCCUUCUGGAUUGUUUCUGUUGUUGGCGUACCAGCUUCUACAGCUAUACGAGAGUAUGUUCACUACGCAGCUACAGCGCUGUGCUUAGCCAUCACAAUCGUCGCUUACUCAAAAAUUUUCUUCCGUCUGCGUCAUAACCAAAUUCAUCGGAUCUACCGACUUACAAGGAGAAAGCCAAGCAAUUCAAAUGAACAUAGCUCGAUACAGAAAGGCAGUGUACAGUGCACUGUGGGUGCAGGCAGCAUUGGUCGUUUGUUAUCUGCCACUUAUCAUAGCGACAGCUUUAAUACAUCAAAGAGGGAUGCAUUUAUCCUAUUACCUUGGUUGGCAAUUUACAAGUACUUUAGUAUAUAUAAGAGAGAUUAAGAUUCACGUUUACGUCAAAGUGGCAAACGUGAAUUUGUACCACGUGACCAAGUUUUCCCCUUAUUUUUCGUUUACUGUUUAUUGUUUCUACACAAAAAUAAGUAGUUUUAUGCCAGNAGAAAGCCAAGCAAUUCAAAUGAACAUAGCUCGAUACAGAAAGGCAGUGUACAGUGCACUGUGGGUGCAGGCAGCAUUGGUCGUUUGUUAUCUGCCACUUAUCAUAGCGACAGCUUUAAUACAUCAAAGAGGGAUGCAUUUAUCCUAUUACCUUGGUUGGCAAUUUACAAGUACUUUAGUAUAUAUAAGAGAGAUUAAGAUUCACGUUUACGUCAAAGUGGCAAACGUGAAUUUGUACCACGUGACCAAGUUUUCCCCUUAUUUUUCGUUUACUGUUUAUUGUUUCUACACAAAAAUAAGUAGUUUUAUGCCAGUUUUAUCCAAAAGAAUCGUUCCGGACUGUUUUUAUCUGCUUAUUUUCCAUUUUCAUAAAUUCUCAACUGACGUUUGCAGUUUGCCGCCGUAAACGUGAAUCUUAA
This is a messenger RNA of Porites evermanni, 1058 nucleotides long. NCBI's taxonomy places the organism in Eukaryota, Metazoa, Cnidaria, Anthozoa, Scleractinia, Poritidae. The record is from the annotation of a GenBank genome assembly.